AUGAAAAGACAAGAUAGAUUAGUAAUCAAAAUCUGGACACUAAUAUCUUCAAUUGCUGCUAUUUUAUUCACAUUACUUGCUAUUGUCUUGUUCAUUCAAAGUGUGUUAUUGAUGAAUCAUUCUCAAUUUCCAUGUUCUUUAGAUCGAGUUAGUCCAAAUACACAAGUUUGUUUUUGUUAUUUAAUCCCUUUCUUAUCUAAAAAUAAAAAUAACAAAUAUAAGUUUCUUGAUUCAAUUGCUAUUCUUGAUCAAAACAAAGAAGUUAAAAACACAUUAGAUAAUUUAAAUAAAAAUGCAAUACAAAACAGAAAAUUUGAUUAUGAGUCUGCUGAAGUUCAAAUAGAUAGAAAAGAAAAUUAUGAAGAUGAUCGCGAAAUUUGUCCAACUAACUUUAUUGAUUUUCAAGUUAAAUGGCUUAUUGUUAUAGCUUGUUUUGUUGGAGCACAUGCUAUAUGUUGUUUUGUCUUAUCACUAAGAUUUAGUUUAAAAUUAUUUGUUGGAUUUUAUCCUUCUUCUUCAAUAAGUAUUGAUGAAGAAAAUUAA
Messenger RNA from Entamoeba dispar SAW760, 543 nucleotides. RefSeq lists its product as uncharacterized. Bases 1 to 543 code for a protein of 180 amino acids. The record is from RefSeq and is a predicted model, not a curated record. NCBI's taxonomy places the organism in Eukaryota, Evosea, Mastigamoebida, Endamoebidae. The transcript has a single exon.